Messenger RNA from Aphis gossypii (cotton aphid), 1025 nucleotides. RefSeq lists its product as uncharacterized. The transcript is spliced from 4 exons. Lineage: Eukaryota; Metazoa; Arthropoda; Insecta; Hemiptera; Aphididae. The record is from RefSeq and is a predicted model, not a curated record. The coding region runs from base 173 to 829 and encodes 218 amino acids.
GCAGCGAGCCAUCAGUGCGAUACCUAAUAGCAAAAUUCAUUCGUUUCAUUCAUACUUCACUAUUUGUUCGGUGUACUCCUGCGUUCCUUUUAACCGUCAUUUACUUCGUUUAAAAUCAUUUUUUUUUCUCAUUAUUUACAACGAUUAUUUUUCUUGAUCGUUCUACAACACGAUGGAGUUUAUACUAAGAAUAUUAAUUUUAGUAGGAAUCACAUUCUCUUCCUGGGUUGAAACCUUGAACAACGGAGCUAUAAAUAAAAUUGACCUAAGUGAUAAGUUGAGACUAAGGGGUCUAUAUUGUCCUCGAAUGAUCUACCAGAAAAAAUAUAGUGCUGUUAUGAUACAUAAUGGGGUACAGUCGUCCGGAUGUGCCUCCGUGGAACACAACUGGUAUCUUAGCGAAUCGCCGUUGUUUCAUUUGUGGCAGAAUCCAAUCUUUGAACCCAUAUAUUGCGAUAACACGUGUAAUAGGGACGCUUCCAUUUACGAGUGUAUGUCAAAAAGUCAACCGACCAAUAAGAAUGAGAUUGACAAAGGUCUAAAGUAUAUGUCGCUAUAUGAAUAUCCACCAGCAUCCAAUACUAGUACACCAGCCUAUAGAUGUGCUGUGUUUGUCACUGAGAAAUACGAACACCAUGGGAUUAUGGCAAUUCGGAUGGCACUCAGCUCUGGAAGAGCAAACAGUUUUGAUGUAAAACAAUGUGGAGGUCUAUCGAGUGUGUUGACAAAUAAAGGUAGUAUAUAUGACCAUGAGACGCAAAAAAAAUGGCCCAAGGAUGCUACAUAUGUAUUUAUAAUGGGAGACCUCGAGGCAGACAAAGAAACAUAAUAUUAAUAUUUCAUAUCUUAAUUACAAAAAUUUAACAUUUUACAAAUUGUUUAUAACAAAAUAAUUGUAAUUGGAAAACUGCGCUUUCUAAAAUUUUGCACAAUUAUAGUACUAUAGAUGCAUAUACAAAAAUUUCAAUUAUGUAUUUUUUGAUUUAGAUAAAAAUAUAAGAAUGUCAUAUUAUACUACAUCUUUU